AUGCGGAGGUCGUCACCUGCCCCCAGGUGUGCGCACACUACGGACUGCGUUUUCUCUCGCUGGCGGGAAGCGGGAGCCGUUCUUAUGAAGGCCCCUUUCCGCGAAUCUGUGCACUCCAGAGAGUUCUCUGGCGGUCUGCUUCAGGCCGCCGCUACGCGCUUAGAUACACAGCUCCUGCAAGUGGAGGGCAUGCACGAAAAUCGGCAUGACCGCUUUCCCCCCAAUCCUUCCGUCCUUGGUGGGAGCUUCUUGCAAGCAUGUCGGAAAGCGCUGAACGCGUCUACAGCAACAGCAGCAACAGCAGCAGCGUUUUGCAUGCGUUAUAUACACCCUUGCGAGGACACAUUGAGACCAGGAGCGGCAACAGCUGCAACCGCAGCAAGAGCAACCACAACAACGGUGACACCCUCAUCACACAUCAGAAACGUCACAGCCUUGACGAGAAUAGCGUGCUCAGCAACACAAGCAGACAGAGUAAGCACACAUCGCAAAGGAGCAGGAGCUGCUGCAGCGAAAAUAGCAUUCCCAGCCCCCUCAACUGCAAGUGCAGCUUCAGCAACGACAUCCUCUGCACCCGCAGCAGAAGGCUGUGCUGCGCAGACAGCACUAGAAAACACGGCAGCAGCACAAGAGACUACUGUUGAUGCAGCAACAACGUUAGCACAAGAGACUGUUGAUGCAGCAACAGAAGCUCCUCCAGUGGACAGAUUUGCACGAGAGAGUGUCACUAUUUUCGAAACCCCUAGGGCAUCAACGUCUGCGGUAGAUGAGGAUGAUGUCGCAGACGAGACGGAGUUUUCAAGGCUUUUAGCAGCUGCGCAAGGUGCAGCCGAUGCAGAAAUAGGUGUUCUAUCGCGCACAAGCGCUGCAUGUGCUACUGCAGAGCCUGACAACAACAACAGCAACAACAACAAACAGCAGCAGCAACAGCAACAACAGCCUCUCUUGUCGUCGGCAAGCCGCAUGCUGCUCAGUGUAGGUAGGCGCAUCGGCAGUGGGAGUAUUGCAGCGGCGGAAAGUGCAGCAGCAGCAGCUGCCGCUGCUGCUGCAGCUGCCCUAGUUGGCGAUACAGCUGGCUGUGCUCCAACUGCAGCAGCAGCAGCAGGUGGCUAUGUUAUACAGCUAGAACACGAACUGGCUGCCCUCAAGGAGCAGGUGAGCGUCUACAGGGAAGCUUUGCGGCAUAUGCCAAAUGCAAAGAGGCCUAGGGAACCUGCCGCCUUCAACCUGGAGGAUGCAGCAAAAUGCUUUGUUGCAGCAUUGCUCGCUAAAGGCAUCAUUCUUGGGGAUGCAGCAGCUGCCACAGUCGGUACACCCCGUCCGCAUGCAUCGAGCGCCUGUGCUGCAACAGAGGGUGUAAGUCAUGCGGCGGGGGGCAAUUCGUCUUCCCAAGACAAUGCAGCAGAAGACACAAUGGCAGUGUCGCAGCAGCAAGAACCGGAAGGUAGGCUGCUAGCCGCCGUGGUGGAGGCGCUGGCUGAGUCUCUAUCUACGCCCGUCGUUCCGCAGCAACAGCAAUUGGAGCAACAGCAAUUGCAGCAGCAAAUGGAGGCAGCUAGGCAGCAGCACGAGACUGAACGUGUUUUGUUCCUUCAAAAGCUGCAGCAACAACAGCUGGAGGCGGAAAAGCAGCGCGAUAUAAACGAGCGACAGGCGAAGCAGAUUGUACAGCUGACGGUAAUGCUGACACAGAUGAAGACAGAAGCAGAUGAGCACAAGCAGCAGCAGCAGCAGCAGCAGCAGCGAUUCCAGUCCGUUGAGCAGCAGCAAGAGGGGAUGGAUGAAGCAGCAGAAGCAGCAGCAGCAGCAGCAGCAGCAACAGCUCCCCUGCCAUCUCGGCAGCAGUUCGAAGAGCUCUGCGAUGCAGCAGCCGAGGCGUUUCGUCUUAAGUGUUCUCUCAGCGAGGUUGAGUCUCAGUUGCGUGAAAUGCAGCUGCAGCACGCGAGCCUUGCUGCAGAGCGAGAUACGGCACGGGAGUCGCUACAGCAGGAGCAGGAGAGGCGUAGGGAGGAAGCACAAAUGCAGCAUCGAUUGCAGCAGGAGCAGCAGCAAGAAGCGGAGACUCUGCGGCAGCAGUUGAAGGAGGUGCAGCAAGAAGCGGCUAGGGAACGGGAGGCGUUGCAAGAGCAGCUGCACAGACAGCAGGAAGAAGCCGAACGGCUGUUGCAGCUGCAGCAGCAACUGCAGCAGCAGCACCUUGCUGCUCUCCAGUUUGUCGUGUCAUCGCAACAGGCUCUGCUGCAGCAGCAGCUGCACAGGCAGCAACAGAAACUCCGUGAUCUUCGGGAGCUGUGUGCCAAAGAAAAGAAGCACCGCGAAGAGGCUGAGGAACAAAGUCGCAGGCUGCUUGCUGCUGCCCUCGAUCAGCAAGUGUUGCGUCUGCACGAGGAUGGCUGCCUACACUCGGCGCCUUCGCCUCACUCGCCUUCCACCGGCAGCGGAUAUGCAGCAUCCUUCCACAGACAGAAUUCCAACGGCUCUCCAGCAGUUUCGAGCGGCGCUGCCCGCUGCUGCUCCCCUGAGUGUGAAGAUAUUGGGGGCUUUCAGCUGCAGAUCCGUGGAAGACAGUGCGAGGAGCUGUCGCUAGUAGAGCAAGGGGUAGAGCUAGAGCAAGAGCUAGAGCAGGUUGAUUCCGAGGAAGAGAAGCCUCAGUUGCUAGAGCGGCUGCGGCGGUUGCAGCACACCAACAGAAGUCUCUCUGCCGCACUUCGCGAAUCGGUUGCUACAGAAGCCUCCCUCAGGAGAGAAUUGCAGCAAAAAACUCGAGCUCUCAGUGCCUUGUUGGAUAGGCCACCGCAUCACGCCAACAAGAAUACACUGGAGAGCACAGAGACUUGUUGCCUUGAGCCUGCGGAAGAUUCGCCUUUUCUCCAUUUCUGGAUCUGCGGAGGUCUGGUUCGUUGUUUGUACGGGGAAAAAGCGCCAAGUGCCUGGGGUGGUGAUGAGAAACGCUUCUGUGGGGAAAACGGCGUGGAGAUUCCCAAAAUGGCGGUUUCAGACGCUGCAGCCGUUGCCGCCUUCCCACCCAAGCAGCAACAGCAACAGGAGCAGCAGCAGUCGUUGUUCACCUUUGGCGCGGAUCUCGCUCCGUUGUUGCAGGAGGCUGCAGAAGCCCUUCGUGGGCGCUCGGUGGUGUCUGUAAGCCUCAUCAGCACUGCGGAAAUCGCCGCUAUUCUCCUGGCUGCUCAGAAGCUGAAGCGCCGGUUCGAGCGGGGAGACACCACCCUUCACCAUGUGCUGCAGGGAAAAGUUGUUGCAACGGCCUUCUUCGAACCGAGCACCCGCACGCGCUGCUCGUUUGAGGCUGCAGCUCUCAGGCUUGGCGCUGGCGUGAUCAGCAAUGCCGAUUUGAAGGCGGCGAGCUCCGUGAAGAAGGGGGAGUCUCUGAGCGACACACUGCGCAUGUUUGCAUCUUAUUCAGACGCAGUAAUCAUGCGGCAUCCGGAUAAGGGCAGCUGCGCUUCUAUUUCCUCCCCCGAAUUUGGAUUUUGUUCUCCUGUUGGGGGCUGCAACGGAGGCGGCGCAAGCGGCAGCGAGAGGAAGUGCGUUUUGCUCUCCGGUGGAGAUGGCUGUGGAGAGCAUCCAACCCAGGCCUUGCUGGAUUUGUUUACUGUUGCAGAGCAGCAGAGUCAAUGGUUUAGCGCUGCAGUCACUGCCGUCCUCACAGGCUGCCAGGAGCACGCGUCGGUGAAAAAACCGCCUCAGCUGUCGCUUGUCUUCUGGGGAGAUCUGAAAUACGGCAGGACUGUACACUCCUUGGCUUUGCUGCUGGCGCGUCUCUCUGUGCGCCUCUUUUUUGUUCCUGCGCAUGGCCUUCACCCCGACGAGGCCUUCCUGCUGGAAGUCAAGCAUAUUUUCAAGCAGCAGGGUCUUGAUCCAAAUGCGUACUGCUGCCUUUCGGAUUCUCUGUCUUCCGCUUUGCCGCUUUGCGACUUCCUGUACGUUACCCGCGUACAGCUGGAGAGGAUGCCAACUCCCGAGGCACCCCCCUUGGCGGCUCAAGGGGGCACGGAACGCAGCGGAAAUGCAGAACUCACCAUCACAAAGGCGUUUCUAGAGACCUAUGGGAAGCCGGAUCUCAAGGUGCUGCAUCCGCUGCCGCGUGUGUCUGAGCUCUCUGUGUGCGUGGAUGCCUCACCGUUCUGCUGCUACUUUCAACAGGCAGCCAACGGUCUUUUUGUGCGGAUGGCGCUGCUGACGCUUUGCCUCUUGGGAGGCGUCAGAGAGGGGAGGGAGGGAGGAGCUUAA
Messenger RNA from Cyclospora cayetanensis, 4248 nucleotides. RefSeq lists its product as uncharacterized. Lineage: Eukaryota; Apicomplexa; Conoidasida; Eucoccidiorida; Eimeriidae. Gene Ontology annotation, molecular function: carboxyl- or carbamoyltransferase activity; amino acid binding. Gene Ontology annotation, biological process: amino acid metabolic process. The record is from RefSeq and is a predicted model, not a curated record.